Messenger RNA from Pneumocystis jirovecii RU7, 2223 nucleotides. Its product is annotated as Golgi transport complex subunit COG3. NCBI's taxonomy places the organism in Eukaryota, Fungi, Ascomycota, Pneumocystomycetes, Pneumocystales, Pneumocystaceae. Gene Ontology annotation, cellular component: cis-Golgi network; COG complex; membrane. Gene Ontology annotation, biological process: intracellular protein transport; Golgi organization; intra-Golgi vesicle-mediated transport. The record is from RefSeq and is a predicted model, not a curated record. The coding region runs from base 1 to 2223 and encodes 740 amino acids. The transcript has 12 exons.
AUGACUGAUAAAAAUAGAGACUAUUUAGCUCUUGAGAAGGAUGACAUUGCAAAUAAUUUUAGAAAAAAUAUUUCUUAUUCUUUUGGAAAUAAAUAUGAGUUCCAAGCAAAAAAAAUAUCUAUAUCAAGAUCUUUUUCUUUAAAUGAUUUAAAAAAAGUCCAAGAAAUUGAUAAUAUUUCACAAAUACAUAAAAAUAUUAACUAUCAUGCGUCUUUGGUGCUAUUUGAUGAAAUAGAAAAAUCACUAGAAAAUCAACAGAAUCUUUGCUUUAGAUUGCUUAAAAAAGAAUAUCUUAAAAAAUUGUCUAUAUCAGAAAAUCUUAUGACACAAGUUUCAAAUAUACUAGAAAAAUUAGAACUAAUAAAUAAUGAUGUAAAGAACGCAUGUAAAAAUAGCUAUAAUUUUAGAAUCGAUUAUGAAAAACUUAUAAAGGAAGAACAAAAUAUGAUAAUACUAGAUAAUCAAAUUACAGAAAAUCUUGAAGUGUAUGAUUCUCUUGAUAUGGCUUUUAAAUUAUUAAAUACAUCUGGGAUUGAAUUUAUUAAAAAACCUGAAUUUUUUAAUAUUCUUAAAAAAUUAGAUAAAGGUUUAUUAAUGAUGAAGAAACAUCCAGAAUAUAAGGAUUCUAAAAUGUAUAGUAUAAAGUUUAAACAAUGUUUAACAAAAGCUAUGACAUUAAUUUGUAUUUUUUUUGUACAAAUAAUGAAAGAAUUAAAUGAUGAAAUUGAUAAGAAUACAUCUUAUAAGGAAUCUGAUAAUAUUAUUCAAUCUGCAUUGUUAUAUAGAAAAUUUCAUGUUCGCGCUUUUCAAUUAAAACCAUAUAUCAAAGAAAUAGAAUUAAGGGUUAAAGAUCAUGAUGAGUAUCAUAUAUUAAUUAAUGAUUGUGAAAAUUCUUACCUUGGAAUAAGAUACAGAUUAAUUAAUCGAAUCAUUUUAGAAAAAUUAAAUAAAUUAUCAUCAAAUAAAAAUGUUAUUGUGUUUACUAGGUUAAGUAUUACAUUUUUUCAAAGUCUUUGUCUUGAUGAAUUUUCUCUCUUUCAAGAAUUUUUUGAAAAUGAGUAUUCGAAAUUUUAUCAUUUUUCUCAAAAACUAUUUAAGCCUAUAUCUACUUAUUUGCAAUCAAAACUAGAUAAUGAACCAAAGUUAUUAUUAUAUUGUGAUAUUUUAUCUAUUAUUAAGACACAAUUAUUUCAGGAUACUGAAAAUGAAAUUUUAUCAGACACAUACUCAGAUAGUCAUAAAUUAGACUUUACUAUCAUAUUUAGUGAAAUUAUUCAAAUUCUUGAGUCUCGGAUUGUACUUGAAGUUCGAAAUAUAGCUAUAUUAGAAAUUCAGAAUUUUAUUCCUACUAAAAAUGAUUUUAGUCUUUUUAAAAAUUUAGAAAAAAAUGAUAAGUCUAAUUCAUUACCUACAGAAAUGUUUGAUAUAGAAAAAGAAACAUUAUUUAAUAAUGUUUCUAUUACUGGAUGGUAUCCUACAUUAAACAAAACAAUUUCAUUAUUAUCAAAAAUAUAUCCUAUAUUAAAUAAUGAGUCAUUUACCAAUGUUGCUUAUGAUAUUAUUAAAUUUUGUAUUUCUUCUCUUAUUCGUGCAUCUAAAGUACAAACAGAUAUUUCUAUUAGAGAUAGUCAACUUUUCCUUAUAAAGCAUUUAUUGAUAUUAAGGGAUCAAGUAUUGGAGUUCAAUGUAAAUUUUUUUCGUUUUGAAUCAGAAAAGAAUAUUAGCACAGCCACUACUAAUUCUAUGGAUACUUAUAAUAAAACACAAUUAUUUAGUCCAUUGGAGUUUUGCAAAUCCACAUGGACUAAGAUCUCUAGAUUUUCAAGUAAUGAAAAGGAUGUGUUUACUGAAUUUAAUUCUGUACUUCAAACUGCAAUCAAUACAUCUAUUGAACAUUCUUUAAAGCCGUUUAUGGAAUCUAUUCAAAAAAUACAAAAUAUUAAAAAUCCAUCAAAUGAUGUUAUUCAAGCAAAAAUUAGUGAAUCUCUUGUACUUAUUGAAAAAGAAGCACCUAUCCUUAAACAUGCAUUUUUAAAUUAUAUUGAAAACUUUCAAAUUAUACACAUUUUUUUUACUGAAAUCAUUAAAGAAUUUUCAAAAAAACUAGACAAAAUAAAAGAACAUCUUCCAUCUCAGUCUUUAACAACAUGGUCUCAAACAAAUCAACUUAUCUCUUAUUUAACUAAUUUUUUGUUAUCUGGUAACACAAUAGAAAAUUUGUAA